Messenger RNA from Penicillium salamii, 399 nucleotides. The record is from the annotation of a GenBank genome assembly. NCBI's taxonomy places the organism in Eukaryota, Fungi, Ascomycota, Eurotiomycetes, Eurotiales, Aspergillaceae.
AUGCCUCGAUCCGAGGAAGCCGAAUGGUGGGCCAAUGCAGUCUACGAGGCCAUCCAAGAAAUCCCACCAGGCAAAGUGACAUCCUACGGCCACAUAGCUCGACUACUUGGUGAACCUCAACGCCCUCGUCAAGUUGGGGUUUGUCUCAAAGUCCUUCCGGCGGCGGAGUCCGGUGCACACUUCAACAAUGACAACGUGCCAUGGCAGCGAGUGAUCAACUCAAAAGGAAUGAUAUCACACCGUGGACCCGGCAGUGCACAGCGCCAAGCCGAAGCCCUCCAGUCAGAAGGUGUUGAAGUCACCACGGAUAGCAUGGGUGAGAUGUAUGUCAGCUUGGCUCAGUAUGGGUGGUUCCCAAAACACCUUCCGAGCGAGGAGGGUGGGGACGACGAAGAAUAA